Messenger RNA from Corticium candelabrum, 1821 nucleotides. Its product is annotated as phosphorylase b kinase regulatory subunit alpha, skeletal muscle isoform-like. Lineage: Eukaryota; Metazoa; Porifera; Homoscleromorpha; Homosclerophorida; Plakinidae. The record is from RefSeq and is a predicted model, not a curated record. Gene Ontology annotation, biological process: glycogen metabolic process. The transcript is spliced from 14 exons. Bases 150 to 1676 code for a protein of 508 amino acids. Gene Ontology annotation, cellular component: phosphorylase kinase complex. Gene Ontology annotation, molecular function: calmodulin binding.
UUUCAUAGCCAGUAUAGGUCUGCCUUUACCUUAUCGAGGCAACACAGAUUGUUGAGCACAAGCUGAAUUGAACGUGUUUCGACUAGCUUUAGAUAGACUCUACAGAAUUCUUGGGUGUGAUCUUAUCAAGAUCCCGGAUAUGAUAAAACAUGUCUCGCAAACGAAGUGACUCAACUAUCAGGUUGGACUACUACCACCAUCUUGUCAAAACAACGAUUCUUUGUCAUCAGCAUCCAGUAACGGGCUUAUUGCCGGCUACUGCAAAUACUAACGGUGAUGCUUGGGUGAGAGACAACGUCUACAGUGUGAUAGCUGUAUGGGCUCUGUCCAUGGCAUAUCGGAAACGAGCCGAGACAGACGAAGAUCGCGCAAGAGCUUACCAACUGGAACGUAGUGUAGUCAAGUUGAUGCGUGGCCUACUUUUUUGUAUGAUGAGACAGGCUGACAAGGUGGAAUCAUUCAAGAGAAUGCCAAUCAAAGAGAAUGCUCUUCACGCUAAAUAUGACAUUACAAAUGGAGCAACUUGUGUAGCUGACCAUCUGUGGGGACAUUUGCAGGUGGAUGCAACUUCUCUUUAUAUCCUCAUGUUGGCUCAAAUGACAACAUCUGGUCUUCAGAUAAUCUUUUCAUUGGAUGAAGUCUCUUUUGUACAGAAUUUAGUGUUCUACAUUGAGUCAGCAUAUCGAACUCCAGACUUUGGCGUCUGGGAGCGUGGUGACAAGACAAACCAGGGACAACCAGAACUAAAUGCAAGCUCAGUGGGAAUGGCUAAGGCUGCUCUUGAGGCUAUUAAUGAAUUUGAUUUGUUUGGUUCUCUUGGAGGACCAGAAUCAGUCAUUCAUGUGUUGGCAGAUGAGAGGCAACAUUGCAGAACUAUUUUUCACUCAUUACUACCUCGUGAAUCAAGCUCCAAGGAAGUUGACUCUGCACUUCUAACUGUGAUUGGGUUUCCAGCAUUUGCUUGCAAUGACUGCGAUUUGGUAGAGCAAACAAGAGAGAAGAUAGAGAAUGAACUGAAGGGUAAUUAUGGUUGUAAAAGAUUUAAACGUGAUGGCUACAGGACAGUUAUGGAAGAUCCUCGACGUCCAUACUAUGAGCCAUCAGAACUCAAGAAUUUUGAUAACAUUGAAUGCGAAUGGCCUGUGUUUUUCUGCUGUCUUCUUCUGGAUGGACUUUUUCAUAACAACAAAUGCCAAGUGGAUGAAUAUCGAAGCUUGCUUGACAAGCUUAUUUUACAACAAGAUGAUUUGUUGGUGUAUCUUCCUGAAUUAUACUAUGUCCCUAGAGACAAGGUUGAUCUUGAAAAAGCCACUCCUCACUCGCAAGAGCGUUUGCCAGGUGGAAAAGUUCCUCAUCUUUGGGGACAAUCACUAUAUAUUGUAGGAUGCUUAUUACAAGAGGGUCUCAUAGUGGCUGGUGAGCUUGAUCCUUUGAAUAGGCAUUACUAUGUAUCUCCCAAGGUUGAGCUAGUUGUACAAGUGGCUCUCGUUGCUGAAGAUGAGGCGAUGAAGCAGGAGCUGAGUGAAUAUGACAUUCCAUCCCAAACUUCUGAUGAGCUGAGUCCAAUACGCAUUCUACUGGCAAGACAAUUAAGCAAGGCAUACACAAGUUUAGUUGUCUCGCGAAGAAGCUGUGCAGAAAGUACAAGGACGAUAGAAGACUGCUGGCUAGAAUGACGAAAUGUGCAUAUUAAUCUGCUUCACUUGACCAACAUUUUAUGUACGCUUAGGUGAGGGGAAAGGGAAUGCAGAAAAGAGUAUGCUUUGUACGCUUGAGUAAAUGUCGACUAUUAUGGAUGAUCCCUAAGGGAUUUUAUGCAGA